CCUAUAAAUAUGGUGGGGCAGUACCAACAACUUCACAUCUCCUGUAGACUUCACUUCUGUUCAAUAGGGAUACCUACUUAAAGCAAAACCACACUUAAAAUGGCCAAGGCUCUGUUCUUCGUUCUUGCUUGCGCCCUCAUCGUGGCCGCCCUCGCCGAGUUCGAGUUCGACGACGAGACCGCCGCUGACCUCGAGUUCAUCAAGAGGGAUGCUGACUUGUUGGAGUUCUUCGAAGCUGAGAAGAGGGGAAUGGGAAAGAACAUGAAGAAGUACAAGGCAUGCAGUAUGUGGGGCGCAGAAUGCUGGUGCUCAAGGAAGACCAAGAAGGUUGUUUUCUGCAACGGAUCUGGAAACGGCGACGGUAUCUAGACACCAUCCCGCACAAGUUCUGAUCGAACAUUUCCCAAAAUGGAAAUAGAUGACGUCAUGAAACUCGGCCAAUCAUGACACUCGUUUUCUACGUCCUUGAAUUCAGGUUACAUCCUUGUUGAUACUUCUUCCUAUAUACCCUAAAAGAUUAGAAUGAAUUAAUAUUUGCUGAUCGAGUGAGAUGAAUAAAGUAUUUUCAAAUUA
Lytechinus variegatus (green sea urchin) is the source of this 573-nucleotide messenger RNA. RefSeq lists its product as uncharacterized. Bases 100 to 369 code for a protein of 89 amino acids. The record is from RefSeq and is a predicted model, not a curated record. Lineage: Eukaryota; Metazoa; Echinodermata; Echinoidea; Temnopleuroida; Toxopneustidae. The transcript has 4 exons.